GUGAAGCGAUGGUGAUGGUAUUAGGGAUACAACCAUAGAGACAUACAGGUUCAUCUUUCUCUCCCAGUCCCUUGCAGCAUCAGCAGCAGCACUAUAUAACACGAGCAUCCGUCGGCGCAGCCACAUUACAGUCCAUUCACCGGACCUCACACUUCAGGAGGGGCAUGCCAGAGUCAUAACAAGAUCAUUCUGCAAAACAUAGAUUUCCAAUAUGACUAAAUCCUACACGGAACAGACCAUGAUGUCAUCAGAACCCCAGGAUUCUGCGACCUGGACUGACGAAUGUCAGCGCUCCCAGGACGAACAGGAUAUGGAGAAGAAGAACGGCGCGCUUGAGUCCAUGCACGGGGCCCUCGAGGAUGACGACGAAGAUGGGUUAAACAGACUGGAUGAGGAUGAUGAUGAGGAGGAAGAGGAAGAGGAGGAAGAGGAAGGCGACGAUCAAAAGCCUAAACGUCGUGGACCAAAAAAGAAGAAAAUGACAAAAGCCAGGAUGCAGAGGUUUAAGAUGAGGCGCCACAAGGCGAACGCGCGGGAAAGGAAUCGUAUGCACGGACUCAACGACGCGCUGGAGAGUUUGCGUAAAGUUGUGCCAUGUUACUCCAAAACCCAAAAGCUCUCAAAAAUCGAGACUCUGCGGCUGGCUAAAAACUACAUCUGGGCCCUGUCAGAGAUCCUGCGGUCAGGGAAAAGCCCAGACGUCAUAUCAUUUGUCCAGGCCUUGUGUAGGGGCUUGUCACAGCCCACUACUAACCUAGUGGCAGGCUGUCUCCAGCUCAACCCCAGAACUUUGCUCCCGGAGCAGACACAGGAGAUACCAUCUCAUAUGCAACCAGCAAGUGCUUCCUUCGCCGCGCAUCCAUACUCCUACCAGACCCCGGGUCUUCCCAGCCCUCCAUAUGGUACAAUGGACAGCUCCCACGUCUUCCACGUCAAGCCCCAUUCAUACGGAAGCGCGCUGGAGCCAUUCUUUGAGACCGCGCUGCCGCUUACAGACUGCACUAGUCCAUCAUUCGACGGACCCUUAAGCCCACCACUGAGUGUCAACGGGAACUUUUCCUUCAAACACGAGCCUUCGUCAGAGUUCGAAAAGAACUACGCCUUUACCAUGCACUACCAGGCUGCUGCGGGACUGGCAGGUCCACAGGGACACGCGUCCCUUUACCCGAGCUCUGCGCCGCGGUGUGAGAUACCGAUGGAAAACAUUAUGUCGUACGAAGGACACACUCAUCACGAGAGAGUCAUGAAUGCUCAGCUUAACGCUAUAUUUCAUGAAUCGUAAAUACAUUGAACGUGCAUCAAAGACUGACAAGCGCGCGUCAUGAUAUGGUAUCCUCUUGCCACUGAUGCAAAAUAGCAAUUAUAAUCCGCUUGUAUGUAUUUAUUGUUGUUACUGCCUUUAGAAGUGCGGAUGCAUAUGCAUAUUCUUUUUCACCUAAUGUACUGUAUUGUAUUCGCUUCUACAUUAUGGUACAGGUCACGUUGUGGAAAUAGUGGUGACCAUACUGAGAAUGUGUUGAUUAUCCAUGUUACAAAAUCACAAGCAAUAAUUUGGAAAACUAUGCAAUUUAUAAACAAAUACUUGGGACAAUAAAAAAAAUAUUAUAAAUAUUUCUAUAUUUUUCAACCUGCAUUUUCCAACUGAUCUAUCCUAUCCUGAGUAAUUUUGUUGUGAUUUUGUACAGCAUUAUUCAUUAUUAGUUCCUAUUUCAUUUCAUGUUACUCCAUGCUAUGUUUUAUAAAAUAGUUAUGUCAUGUUUAUAUGAUGCAACCGUUUUAUGAAAGAUCAUUAUCUAUACAGAGGCAAGUGCUCAUACUCUGUUGCCUUAGCGAUUAUUUACUGCAAUUCGUGCAAAGCUGCACAAUAUUGAACAUUUUAUUUUCCCCCAAAACAUAGCCUAUCUUGGCUACUUAACAAUCAGGAAUGUUAUAUCGCUGAAUAGGGGAUACUUACUUGCAAAGUAGCCUAAAUACCUUGAUUGUGUAUAAAAAGCUUAACUAUCACCUGAAAAUACUCAUUGUAUAAAACUAAUGCUUUAUUAUUUCAUAUAAAACAUGUACAUUGACGUGGGCCAUACCCCAUGCGAAAUCAUCUGCAGCACAUUUUGGAACAAACCAGGAACCAUCUCAUUGUGCCAUUGCAUGAAUGUGCAAAUCAGUGAAGAAGAGCCAUUUGCAGCAUCUGAUGCUCAAAUUCAAUGUGUGUUGUAUAUCGUUUGUAAACAUUUUACAAUGUAGGUAGGUGGGUGUUAGAGCCCAUUAGAGGACCGCGUGGCAUUAAAUUACUCAUAAUAUGUUCGUUACUUAUCCUAUAUUUUAUUUCGAAGGUUUAAACGUUUAAUUCUCUCCCAAUGUGAUUCAAGUGUACAUAAUUGCGUUGAGAUAAAUGUAUAAUGCAUAUCUCAUGAGGAGCACUCAAUUAUUUAUAUAAUAAAGUGAAUGAGUAGCCUACAAUUUC
Oncorhynchus mykiss (rainbow trout) is the source of this 2458-nucleotide messenger RNA. RefSeq names its product neurogenic differentiation factor 1. Lineage: Eukaryota; Metazoa; Chordata; Actinopteri; Salmoniformes; Salmonidae. Gene Ontology annotation, cellular component: nucleus. Gene Ontology annotation, biological process: positive regulation of transcription by RNA polymerase II; axon development; nervous system development. The record is from RefSeq and is a predicted model, not a curated record. Gene Ontology annotation, molecular function: protein dimerization activity; E-box binding; DNA-binding transcription factor activity, RNA polymerase II-specific.